Mustela lutreola (European mink) is the source of this 914-nucleotide messenger RNA. RefSeq lists its product as uncharacterized. The record is from RefSeq and is a predicted model, not a curated record. Lineage: Eukaryota; Metazoa; Chordata; Mammalia; Carnivora; Mustelidae. The coding region runs from base 708 to 914 and encodes 68 amino acids. The transcript has 2 exons.
AGCACUAGAGAGCUUUGCUGGCUUAGAAAGAUGAGCUUGGGGAAAAGCUUCCAACUUUUAUUCAAGAGAUAUUUUUUGAGCGAGUACCACAUGCCAGGUGCUAUAGGAAGUGCUGGGAAUAUAGGUACGGACAAAUCACUCUUGGUCUCUGCCUUCCCUUUCUGAAGAUGAAAUUCUGAAGCCAUGAUUUCAUUCAUUUGGCAAAAAUAUUCAGACUCAAGAUGGAGGCUUGAGGUGAGGGAGAGGCUUGUCGGGAAUCAUGCCCGUUUUUGUGGCAUGAGCAGCUGGGUACCAUUUACCACGGUGUGGAAGAAGGAAAGACGAACACUUUGGGGAGGCAGGCUAUCUGGAGAUGAAUUCCUUGCCCAUCUUGUUGAGUCUGACAUCUAGGGAGAUGCCCAGGUGGCAUUUGUGGGUUCAGGCCCACAGGGCAGAAGCUGAGCUGGGGACGGGAAACGGAGUGGUUGGCAUGGAGAAAGCUUACCGAACAAGAGGCGGAGAGACCCCAGGGUGGAGUCCCAAGGACCUCAGAGUUCUAGACAUCGCAUAGAGAAGGGGCCAGCACAGGGGGCACACAGAGAGUGACUGGAGAGGCGGGAGGAGAUCUAGGGAAGUGGGGCACCGUGGAAACCGAAAGAAGAGAGUUUCAAGAGGGAAGCGAUCAGCUGGCAGUCUACAAGAUGGAGUAAGAUGAGUGUGCCCUGGAGAUGCGAGAUUUCCCUUUGGCAGCAGGAGGCACACCCCCAGAGAAUGCUGGAGCUGCAAGGGGAAAGGACCCACUUCCACAGCAGAGAAAAACAAAGAGGAAAAAGGUAUACAGGUGGCCAGCGAUAAGGGACGCCCCCAGCGAGCAGCGGGCUGCCGCCACUGCCCUCAGCAGCUCUUUCUGCUGCUGCCCGAGAGGAACUCGGUGA